Orbicella faveolata is the source of this 5778-nucleotide messenger RNA. RefSeq lists its product as uncharacterized. The record is from RefSeq and is a predicted model, not a curated record. Gene Ontology annotation, cellular component: plasma membrane; cytosol. Lineage: Eukaryota; Metazoa; Cnidaria; Anthozoa; Scleractinia; Merulinidae. Gene Ontology annotation, molecular function: protein binding; calcium ion binding; lipid binding.
CGAUAUUAAUCUCGAGCUCAUAAUCUAAUUGUUUAAUAGAAACGCGAUUUUAAACCAGUCAGCGCGCUUACUUUUAUGCUAUUUUCUAACAAUAACCACGUUUUAAAAGAGAGUGACGUGUUUGAAGGAAAAUCUCAAACCGAAACCUUCCGAGGCCAAUACGACGAGGCCGAGGUUUGAGAUUUUCCCGUAAAGACCGAAAGUUUGAGGUUAAUAAGUUGGUUAUUAUACGGCUUUUUGCUUUGCUUUUGCAGGCCUGUAAUUGGCCUGUGGUUAUUACGGGAGAAUAAUGCCAAGCCAAUAAGCCAAUCAGAGCGCGCGUUAUAUUGGCUACAAACACAAGCCAUAUAAUAAAGACUUAAAAGAGUCUCGAGAAUUAGCCGUCAACUUGAGUGAAUUCAAUGGUGUUGUCAUUUUACGACAGAAUGCCAAACACGAGAUCUUAAGGUAGCUCAAAAGAGUUUCCAGCACAUUCCAAGACGUUGAUUUUUGAUCAGUCAUCAUUACCACUCUCUAUCAGUUGAUGCUACAAUCAUGGUAUCUAAAAACUGUCCAAUCAUUGGUGAAAAUGUUGGUAUCAUUUUCGUGACACAAUGGGUUACCAUACUGUAGCAACAGCAUGACCUGCUAAAAGACACCCUUCAUGUCAUCUCUAUGUAUUUCAAAAACGGCACAGUGACACCUUCUUUUGGUAUCGAAUUUUAAUAAGCAGGAUAAGGUGCAACUUUUGGCAAAUUUUAAAAAGAUUCCGUACCUGGGGUUUCGAGCUGUACAUACCUUGUUGAAAUGUGCUGUGAACCGUUUUGAGCCACCUUAAGGCCUUUGUCGGUUGAGGCUAUUCCGCCAGUAACUCCAAACUGUCAUACGAUUUUGCUAUCCCCAGAAGGGUGAUCGGGACAAUGUUUCUCGGUACGUUUCUUAGUUUAGUUUCUAAUCUUGGAUCAUUUUGAUACACAGAGGGGAUGUUAGUUGGCUACUCUCCAGCUGAAGAUGAAGCAAGUGGGUUAGGCAUUCAAAUCAUUACUUCAGCACCCGUCAACGAAACAAACGAAAAGGACAACCUACUUCCCACACCGAUAGGAACCAGUGUAGAGAGUGAGACACCACCACCGAAACUAGCUCAAAAAGUCACAGAUGACAUUUUUGACAACGUGGAAAAUAACGUAGACCCAACUACGCCAGGCACCGACGAUGAUAUAAUAGAUAUCAUAGACGUAGAGCCGACAACUCCUAGUUUAACUAAUGAACCGCCAUUGAGAACGACAAAGCAAUCAGCGUCUGAAGAAGAACCAACCACUGAGUCGCCUUCUGAGAAAGCAACAACUGAAAAGUCUUCUGAAAAAGCAACAACACAAUCACCUUCUAAAGAAGAAAUCACAGAAUCACCUUCAAAAGAACCAACAACACAAACACCUUCUGAAGAAGCAACAACAGCAUCGCCUUCAGAAAAAAAAACAACAGAGUCGCCUUCUAAAGAAGCAACGACAAAAUCACCUUCUAAAGAAAUAACACCACAAUCGCCCUCUGGACAGGUAACAACAGAAUUGCCUUCUGAAGAAGCAACAAAAGAAUCACCUUCUGAAGAGGUAACAACAGAAUCGCCUUCUCAAGAAGCAACAACAGAAUCGCCUUUUGAAGAAGCAACAAAAGAAUCACCUUCUAAAGAGGUAACAACAGAAUCGCCAUCUCAAGAAGCAACAACAGAAUCGCCUUCUGAAGACGUAACAACAGAAUCGCCUUCUAAAGAGGUAGCAACAGAAUCGCCUUCUAAAGAAGCAACAACAGAAUCGCCUUCUGAACACGUAAACACAGAAUCGCCUUCUGAAAAAGCAACAACAGAAUUGCCUUCUCAAGACGUAACAACAGAAUCGCCUUCGGAAGAGGUAACAACAGAAGAGGGAAGAGCCGUUCCAAGGGAACAGGAAUUUAGGGCAGAGGACGAUUUAUAUCCAGUGGAACUGGAACCUGUCUAUAACGCAACAACAGAAUCGCCUGAAGACGUAACGACUGAAUCGCCUUCUGAAGAAGUAACAACAGAAUCGCCUUCUGAAGAAGCAACAACAAAAUCGCCUGAAGAAGUAACGAGUGAAUCGCCUUUUAAAGAAGUAACAACAGAAUCACCUUCUGAAGAAGUAGCAACAGAAUCACCUAAAGAAGUAACAACAGAAUCACCUGAAGAAGUAACGAGCGAAUCGCCUUCUGAAGAAGUAACAACAGAACCGCCUUUUAAAAAAGCAACAACAGGAUCGCCUUCUGAAGAAAUAACAACAGAACCACCUUCUGAAGAAGCAACAACAGAAUCACCUGAAAAACUAACGAGCGAAUCGCCUUCUGAAGUAACAACAGAAUUGCCUUUUGAAGAAGCAACAACAGAAUCGCCUGAAGAAGUAACGAGUGAAUCGCCUUCUGACGAAGUAACAACAGAAUCGCCUUCUGAAGAUGCAACAACAGAAUCGCCUUCUGAAGAGGAAACGACUAAAUCAUCUUCCGACGAGGUAACAACUGAAUCACCUUCUGUAAAAGCAACAACAGUGUCACCGUCUGAAGAAGCAACAACUGUUUCGCCUUCUGAAGAAGGAACGACUGAAUCGCCUUCUGAAGACGUACUAACAGAAUCACUUUCUGAAGAAGUAACAACUGAAUCACCUACUGAACAAGUAACGACUGAAUCACUUUCUGAAGACAUAACAACAGAAUCACCUUCUGAAGAAGUAACGACUGAAUCACCUUCCGAAGAAGUAACAACAGAAUCACCUUCUGAAGAAGUAACGACUGAAUCACCUUCUAAAGACUUGACAACAGAAUCACCUUCUAAAGAAGUAACAACAGAAUCACCUGAAGAAGUAACGAGCGAAUCGCCUUCUGAAGAAGUAACAACAGAAUCGCCUUCUGAAAAAGCAACAAAAGAAUCGCCUUCUGAAGAAGUAAAAACAGAAUCUCCUUCCGAAGAAAUAACAACAGAACCACCUUCUGAAGAAGCAACAACAGAAUCACCUUCUGAAGAAGCAACAACUGAAUCACCUUCUGAGGAAGCAACGACUGAAUUACCCUCUGAAGAAGCAACGACUGAAUCACCUUCUGAAGAAGAAACAACAGAAUCACCCUUUGAAGAAGCAACGACUGAAUUACCUUCUGAGGAAGUAACAACAGAAUCAGCAUCUGAAGAAGCAACGACUGAAUCACCUUCUGAAGAAGUAACAACAGAAUCACCUUCUGAAGGGCUAGCAACAGAGUCACCCUUUGAAGAAGCAACGACUGAAUCACCUUCUGAAGAAGUAACAACAGAAUCACCUUUUGAAGAACUAACGACAGAAUCACCUUCUGAAGAAGCAACGACUGAAUUACCCUCUGAAGAAGUAACAACAGAAUCACCUUCUGAAGAGCUAACAACAGAAUCACUCUCUGAAGAGGUAACAACGGAAUCUCCUUCUGAUGAAGGAACGACAGAAUCACCCUCUGAAGAAAUAACUACAAAGUCGCCUUCUGAAGAAACAACGACAGAAUCACCCUCUUUAGAAGUAACGACUGAAUUGCCUUCUGGAGUAGUAACAACUGUAUCACCUCCUGUACAAGUGACAACAGAAUCUCCUUCUGAAGAACCAACAACAGCACCACCCUCUGAAGAAACAGCGACAGAAUCACCUUCGGAAGAAGCAACAACAGCGUCACCUUCUGAAGAAACAACAACAGAAUCACCUUCUGAAGAAGUGACCUCAGCUUCCCCUUCUGAAGAAGCUACGGUAGUUUCACCUAACAAUGCAACGACUGAAUCGCUUAAGUCUACCUUAUCGCUGAGAACCACUGCACCCACAAUUGCCAUUGGUACCGAAGGUCCCUCCGAGAGUUUAGAUGUAGGAAGUCAAGUGAAACAAACCACAACAAAGAAAUCCCCUUUAGCGGAUACCACAACAGUAUCACCGUCAGUAGAAGCUACGUCCGAGUCAUCUUCGAUUGAUGCCACAACUCAGCCUCCUAUAGUAGAUGCCACAACUAAAUCACCUCCAGUGGAUGCCACAACAACAGAAAGCAGCAGUACUGGAUUUACGCCAACACCAUUGGUGCAGACUACGACCACCGCUUUUGAGGUUGUGUCCACUACUGACUCUCCAAACGCUAUUGAUUACAUCUCCACCACAAAACCCACAAGUGCGAUUGAUAAUGGUAAUGGAAUCGAGAAUGGUAAUGGUUCACAGGUUAAAGGAAGAGAGGAAGGAGAAGACAAGUGCAACCUGAAAAGGUGCAAGAAUGGAACGAUGUGCCGCGUAAACGGUGAUGUCUUACCCGAGUGCCCCUGUCCGACUGAGUGUAGUGAUGAUGUGGAUCCCCACUGUUCUGUGUAUCUUGGAGACUAUGAAAACCUUUGCAAGGUUCAUCUUCACGCCUGCAAAAUGCAAAUCAACGUUGCUGUUAAGCAUCGAGGACGAUGUGCAGACUAUGCACAAGGCCAACAGAUAUCAAAGCUGGCAGAUGAGGCGCAUGUUCCGACAGAUGAAUGCUUGGAAGAUGAACUUCUCCAGUUCGCAGAUCGUUUCCAAGAAUGGGCAUUAAUCAACAAAGAAACUGAUGAAAGUGAGGAUCCUGCAUCAGUAGACCUGAAUGCUGCUGUCACGCAAACACGAUUGACUGGGUGGACGGCAUUAGAAAAGGAAGCAGUUUUAAAGUUCCAGUUUAAUGAAAUUGACAUCGACGAAAAUGGCAUUCUUGAAAAAGCUGAAAUUGACGCAAUGCUAUUGCACGUUCCACACGAGGAAUGUCUCUUUGGCUUCAUGGUCUCAUCGGACAUUGAUGGUGAUCACGUGUUAAACGAAGAGGAAUGGAUGGAGGCCUUCAAAAAUGUUGGAGUUAACGACGUUGAAGACGUGAAUGAAGUAUAAACAUCUCAUGUGAUGCUUCGAGGCCUCACCUCACCGACAGCUGCACCGGAGAAACGAUCUUAAUGGACUAAUGACGUAACGCGUCUGUAUAUUUAUCUCAACGCCAAUGUUAAAUAAUUAGUUAAUAUAGGGUUUUGUUUCUUGAAGACGUUUCUGCAAAUCUAAAAAUUGCAAUUAGCAAGUAUUUUCUCGUUUGCAUUUAGUGACAAAUGCUAUAUAAUCGAUUUUUAGACCAUUAGAAGACAUCUUUAUUCAAACGUCCGGAUGAAGCGCCCAAGCAACGAUAAAAGUCAGGUUUUUUGUAUCUGUAGUUAUAGUUAUUAAUUGUAGCGCAUGCACAAGUUUUAGAAUUUAAAAAAGGAUUUACGAUAAGUAUUUUAAUGACCCUUCAGUGAGAAUUAAAAUAAAUGGGUUAUUUGAACGGUCGUGCAUUGGCGCAGAUAGGAAAUAUAUCCCGUCAAGAUAGUCCUGACAAAUUUUUACACCGAGACGGGGUAGCCCGUAAUGGCCUAAAAUCCUUUCUGGGAAAGGGAGUGACAAAAUAAGAAUUGGAAAACACCAGGAAACCGCUCUUAAAGUUGUUGUUCUACAGCUCCAUGGAACGAGUGAUUUUCUUUCUUAUUCCAGCGAUGUUUUCUAAAAUUAAAUAGAAAACAUGUUCUUUGGACUUCAAUCAAAUGAUAAGAACAUUAGGGAAAAUUUGGGAACACCCGAAAAAGCCACAGCUCGUGUCACCACAAUGUUUCUCGUUCUCCCAAAUUUCAUUCUUCUCUUAUUUAAGCAAUAGAACAUUUUUCCUUGUUUACAUAGCCUCUUCUAAACACGACAGGGUUUAGAGAAUUCGACAGUUAUGCAAACCCGAGAUGCAUUCGAGGGUUUGCAUAACUUUCGAGAAUACUCCCAA